ACGGCCUCGCCCCGGCCCGUCAGCAAAUAAGUGGGUGUGCGGCGGGGCGCCCAAGGCGGCCGCGGGUGAAAAGGCGGUCUGGGCCGGGGUGCGGAGGCGCUGCCCGCUCAGCGUUGGCGGUGGACGGCACCUGAGGCGCCGCCGCGGGAGGAACCCAGUUCCCGGGCCGAGGCUGCCCCGAGAGUGUUUUCAGUCCGUACAAACAUGGCUGCGGCCCUGCGAGCCGUGCGCACCCUGCUCCGCUAUCGGCUGGGGCACGGUGGCUCGGGGACCUGUCAGCAGUGGAGGUGCUGGUUGGGUGCAGUGGCGGCAGCAGCGGCCCCAGAAACAGCCCAGCGUGUCAAAAGCACAAAACUUCAAGUUCAACCAGAGAAAAGGAAGCCCAAAACUGGAAUAUUAAUGCUAAACAUGGGAGGCCCCGAAACCCUGGGAGAAGUUCACGACUUCCUUCUGAGGCUUUUCCUGGACCGAGACCUCAUGACGCUUCCUAUUCAAGAUAAGCUGGCACCAAUCAUCGCCAAACGCCGAACCCCAAAAAUUCAAGAGCAGUACCGCAGGAUUGGAGGCGGGUCCCCCAUCAAGAUGUGGACUUCCAAGCAAGGAGAAGGCAUGGUGAAACUGCUGGAUGAGCUGUCCCCUCAUACAGCCCCUCACAAAUACUAUAUUGGAUUUCGGUAUGUCCAUCCUUUAACAGAAGAAGCAAUUGAAGAGAUGGAGAGGGAUGGACUUGAAAGGGCAGUUGCUUUUACCCAGUAUCCACAGUACAGCUGUUCUACCACAGGCAGCAGCUUAAAUGCCAUUUACAGGCACUAUCGUGAAAUGGGAAAGAAGCCUGCGAUGACAUGGAGCACUAUCGACAGGUGGCCCACGCACCCUCUCCUCAUCCAGUGCUUUGCAGACCACAUUCUGAAAGAACUGGACCAUUUCCCACUUGAGAAGAGAAGCGAGGUGGUCAUUCUUUUUUCUGCUCACUCACUGCCAAUGUCUGUGGUCAACCGAGGGGACCCCUAUCCUCAGGAGGUGGGAGCCACAGUCCAGAGAGUCAUGGAUAAGCUGGGUUUCUCCAACCCCUACCGACUGGUUUGGCAGUCCAAGGUUGGCCCGAUGCCCUGGUUGGGUCCUCAAACAGAUGAGACCAUCAAAGGGCUUUGUGAGAGGGGGAGGAGGAACAUCCUUUUGGUUCCAAUAGCAUUUACCAGCGAUCACAUUGAAACGCUGUAUGAACUGGAUAUUGAAUACUCUCAAGUUUUAGCAAACGAGUGUGGAGUUGAACACAUCAGAAGAGCGGAGUCUCUUAAUGGAAAUCCGUUGUUCUCUAAGGCCCUGGCGCAUCUGGUGCACUCGCAUCUCCAGUCCAACGAGCGCUGCUCCACACAGUUGACCCUGAGCUGCCCGCUCUGUGUAAAUCCUGUCUGCAGAGAGACGAAAUCCUUCUUCACCAGCCAGCAGCUGUGA
Molecule: messenger RNA, 1455 nt
Organism: Choloepus didactylus (southern two-toed sloth)
Lineage: Eukaryota; Metazoa; Chordata; Mammalia; Pilosa; Megalonychidae
Gene: FECH
Product: ferrochelatase
Exons: 11
Coding region: 205-1455 (416 amino acids)
Biological process (GO): heme biosynthetic process
Molecular function (GO): protoporphyrin ferrochelatase activity
Source: RefSeq, a predicted model, not a curated record